This is a messenger RNA of Catharus ustulatus (Swainson's thrush), 1964 nucleotides long. RefSeq names its product metallo-beta-lactamase domain-containing protein 1-like. The record is from RefSeq and is a predicted model, not a curated record. The transcript has 2 exons. The coding region runs from base 93 to 851 and encodes 252 amino acids. NCBI's taxonomy places the organism in Eukaryota, Metazoa, Chordata, Aves, Passeriformes, Turdidae.
CCCCACAAAUCCCAUUUGAAUCCCCUUUAACCCCCAAAAAUCCCUUUAAAAUCCCCUUUAAAUCCCAUUUUAAGCCCCAUUUAACCCCCUCCAUGCCCCGCCGCUUCCUCACUACUCCCCUGGACUCCCUCACCAUCCCCGGUCCCCUCUACUCCAUCCAAAUCCUCCAAGUUGGCUACCACACCCCCACCCCCGCCGGCCCCGCCCGCGCCGACGGCUCCAUCACCCUCAUCUCCGGUGGCCCCCUGACCGUGCUGGUGGACACGGGCGGCCCUUGGCUACGAGACCGUCUCCCUGGGCUACUCCAAACCCAUGGAGUGACCCCCGACGCCAUCACGCACGUGGUGGCCACCCACGGCCACUCGGACCACGUGGGCAACCUGAAUUUAUUCCCGCAAGCCACGAUGUUGGUCGGCUUCGACCUCAGCCGUGGCGAGGGGAUUUACUUGCCCAACGGGCUAGCGCAGGGCGUGCCCUUCGUGCUGCAUCCCGGCCACCUGGAGGUGGCUCCCACGCCCGGGCACACGCGAGCCCACGUCAGCCUGGUGGCCACGGGGACCAGCGAGGGGACGGUGGUGGUGGCCGGGGAUGUGUUCGAGAGGCGAGGGGACGAGCGGGAGUGGCGAGCGCUGAGCGAGGAGCCGGGCGAGCAGCGCAGGAGCCGGCGGCGAGUGCUGGCCAUGGCUGAUGUGAUUGUGCCCGGGCACGGGGAGCCCUUCCGGGUGGCGAGCGACAGCGACAGGGGGCGGCGGGGCCAGGAGGAGGAGGAGGAAGAGGAGGAGGAGGAAGAAGGAUCUGGGCGGGAGGAAGAGGAUGGAGGAGGUGAGCAGAGCCCUGCGGAGAGAGCGUGAGGGACGUGAGUGUCACCUGAGGGUCACCUGUGUCACCUGAGUGUCACCUGAGCUCCAUGGGGACAUCCCUGAGUGUCACUUGUGUCAUCUGAGUGUCACCUGAGCGCCUUGGGGACAUCCCAGGACCCUCAAGAUGUCACCAGACCCCCUUGGGGACAUCCCCGAGUGUCACCUGAGCCCCUUGGGGACAUCCCCAGGACCUUGGAGACCCCAAAAUGGGGACAGGACCCCUUGGGGACAUCCCCAGGACUCUGAAGACCCCCGAGUGUCACCAGACCCCCUUGGGGACAUCCCAGGACCCUGAAGACCCUGAAAUGGGGACAGAACCCCUUGGGGACAUCCCAGGACCCCUGAAAUGUCACCAGACCCCUUGGGGACAGCUCCAGGACAUUGGAGAUGUCACCACAACGCCUUGGGGACAUGCCUAAGUGUCACCACACCCCUUUAGGGACAUCCCAGGACCCCUGAAAUGCCACCAGACCCCUUGGGGACAUCCCCGAGUGUCACCUGAGCACCUUGGGGACAUCCCUGAGUGUUUGAAGACCCCAAGAUGCCACCAGACCCCUUGGGGACAUCCCCAGGACCUUGAAGACGCUGAAAUGGGGACAGGACCCUUUGGGGACAUUCCCAGGACAUUGGAGAUGUCACUGCAGCGCCUUGGGGAUGUCCCAGGACCCCUAAAAUGUCACCAGACCCCCUUGAGGACAUCCCUGAGUGUCACCAGACACCAUUGGGGACAUCCCCGAGUGUCACUUGAGCACCUUGGGGACAUCACAGGACCUUGGGGACCCCCAAAAUGGGGACAGGACCUCUUGGGGACAUCCUUGAGUGUUUGAAGACCCUGAGAUGUCACCAGACCCCCUUGGGGACAUCCCUGAGUGUCACCUGAGUGUCACCUGAGCACCCUGGGGACAUCCCUGACUGUCACCUGAGUGCCUUGGGGACAUCCCCAGGACUCUGAAGACCCCCGAGAUGUUACCAGAGCCCCUUGGGGACAUCCCCAGGACAUUGGAGAUCCCUGAAAUGGGGACAGGACCCCCUUGGGGACAUCCCCGAGUGUCACCUGACCCCCUUGGGGACAUCCCCAAGCCCGCCCUGGAUGUCCCAGUUCCC